AUACUUGGUCUCAAAGCACACCAAAAGCCGCGUCCAACAUAGGCAGCUUCAUUUUGUUUUUCCCACAUUGAGUGACUUGAAAGCAAAUGUGAAAUGUCCGGGACAUCUACACCCCAAGCACCUGAACGUGUUCCUCCGUUAUAUAUACUGCGGUCCAUCUUGCCAUAAGUCCAUAUAUCCACAUCCGGUCAUUUCUUGCUUUCGAUACAUCAAUAUGGCCGUCCUUGCGCUGAAGCCUCGCUCUCGCGUGAUUUUCGCCCUUCUACUGGCGAUGGUUUCGGUAUCGAGAGCCACACUCGAUGCCCAUUAUUAUGACCAGACAUGUCCACAAGCUGAGAAAAUCAUAUUGCAGACGGUUCAAAAUGCCACAAGGCACGACCCCAAAGUCCCCGCUCGUCUCCUAAGGAUGUUCUUCCACGACUGUUUCAUUCGGGGAUGCGAUGCGUCGUUGUUGCUCGACUCUACUCCUGGAAACCAAGCAGAGAAAGAUGGUCCUCCAAAUAUCUCGGUUCGAGCAUUCUACGUGAUCGAUGAUGCCAAAGCAAAGCUCGAAAUGGCAUGUCCACAUACAGUCUCUUGUGCUGAUAUCAUCGCCAUUGCGGCUAGAGACGUAGUUACCAUGGCUGGAGGGCCAUCUUGGAACGUGCUGAAAGGCAGAAAAGAUGGAAGAGUAUCAAAUGCUUCAGAGACGAUCAACUUGCCGGCGCCAACCUUCAACGUAACCCAACUCCUUCAAAGCUUUGCCGAAAGAGGCUUAGGCCUCAAGGACUUGGUUGCACUAUCUGGUGGCCACACCCUGGGCUUCUCACACUGUUCCUCUUUCGACGCCCGGCUUCGUAACUUCUCUUCGACUCUUGACAUAGAUCCGACCUUGAACCAUGCGUUCGCACAACAGCUGAAGAAUGAAUGCCCUAAACCAAACAGGAAUCGAAAUGCGGGACAGUUUCUGGAUGCUACAUCGUCAACUUUUGACAACGAUUACUACAGAAGACUCGUGGCGGGUGAAGGUGUGUUUGGGUCAGAUCAAGCACUGUAUAGUGAUUACAGGACAAGGUGGAUUGUAAAUUUGUUUGCCCAAGAUCAAAGUCUGUUCUUCAGUGAGUUUGCAGCUUCUAUGGUAAGACUCGGAAAUGUUGGAGUGCGAGAAAAUGGAGAAGUGAGAAUAAAAUGCAGAGCGGUGAACUGAGAGAGAGAGAGAGAGAGAGAGAAGACUCGCUAAUUUCUUUUGUUUUCGCAUUUCUGUGUUUGUUUCUGAUUCAAUAAGAAUGUGCCAACAUCACGUAAGAGAUGAGUGUCUACUUUGUGA
This is a messenger RNA of Eucalyptus grandis, 1306 nucleotides long. Its product is annotated as peroxidase 66. Lineage: Eukaryota; Viridiplantae; Streptophyta; Magnoliopsida; Myrtales; Myrtaceae. Gene Ontology annotation, molecular function: peroxidase activity; heme binding. The record is from RefSeq and is a predicted model, not a curated record. Gene Ontology annotation, cellular component: plasmodesma; plant-type cell wall. The transcript is spliced from 3 exons. The coding region runs from base 215 to 1186 and encodes 323 amino acids. Gene Ontology annotation, biological process: response to oxidative stress; hydrogen peroxide catabolic process.